Molecule: messenger RNA, 588 nt
Organism: Colletotrichum lupini
Lineage: Eukaryota; Fungi; Ascomycota; Sordariomycetes; Glomerellales; Glomerellaceae
Exons: 4
Coding region: 1-588 (195 amino acids)
Source: RefSeq, a predicted model, not a curated record
AUGUGGAUGCUCAACCUGGGCCAGCCGAAAAGCUAUCGAUUCGACCUUUUUUUCUUUUCUGGGACUAUUUUUGCGGCCUAUCCUAGUUUCUCGAUGGAUCCCCUCUUUUCUGAGAGGGCACAAGCCAGCCUCUACAGGAUUACCUGCAGAAUGGGGCUUUUGGGCAUCUUCACCGCAACUAGGUUCGAGGGGAACCCGGGCUGGACAUGGCGAGAGCUCCAGAAUCCAACCCGAUCAGAUGCCCCUCGCGGUCAGGACCCGUUGCGAUACCACGUACUCUGCAUCCGUACAGACGACGAAGAUUCCUGGUCUCUUUCUGUACGUCUGCCUUUCCAAUAUCGUUCAUUGCAUACCAAGGACAAGGCAACCGCAGCGACAGCAUCAAAGUCUCUAGAUCGAUUGUUAGGAUUUGGCCAGCUUGAAUCAGGGACACCGAUCCGGGACGUUGACGAUGUCAAAACUUGGUACAACGUCAGGCUCCAGGCCGUUGUAACAAUUCUCGGACUCUGUGGGCUGAUCACGGUUCAACUCGUCAUGGACGCCGAAGAAGGGCCUGUCGUCCGCUGCGGCUUUGGCGACAGCCAAUGA